Molecule: messenger RNA, 2190 nt
Organism: Lachancea lanzarotensis
Lineage: Eukaryota; Fungi; Ascomycota; Saccharomycetes; Saccharomycetales; Saccharomycetaceae
Gene: BAS1
Product: LALA0S01e18668g1_1
Exons: 1
Coding region: 1-2190 (729 amino acids)
Source: RefSeq, a predicted model, not a curated record
AUGGUCAAGAACCAGGCUCUUGGCAAAACUAAAAACUUAAAAAUCGAUCCCUUGGAUGUAACCAGAAGCCUUGGGUAUCAAACUCACAGGCUGAAAGCUCGUAAGCCCUGGAGCAAAGAAGAAGAUGAUCUACUGAGAAGCUGUGUCAAUAAGCAUCUCGUGCGAUUUGGGUUUGAAAAUGGGAUUGAUUCGAUGAAAACAAUCCAGCAAUCUAAUGAAGUAUGCAAGAAUAUGCCAUGGGAUGAGAUUGCAACUCAUUUCGACAGAACCGUACGGAAACCAAAGGACAUCAGAAAAAGAUGGGUGAGCUCACUAGAUCCGAACUUACGCAAGGGAAAAUGGACCGUGAAAGAGGACGAGCUUUUGAUGCGAUCAUUCGCCCAGUGGGGGCCCCACUGGCUCAAAGUAUCAUCUGAAAUACCAGGAAGGACCGAAGAUCAAUGUGCGAAACGAUACAUUGAAGUGUUGGAUCCAAGCACUAAGGACAGGCUGCGAGACUGGAGACUAGAGGAAGACUUGGCGCUAAUCAGUAAAGUUAAACAGUACGGGACUAGUUGGCGCAAAAUUUCACUUGAAAUGGAGUCACGUCCAAGCCUCACUUGUCGCAACAGAUGGAGAAAGAUCAUCACAAUGAUAAUGCGCGGGAAAGCGUCGGAAGAAAUCACUAAAGCGGUCCAAGGAACAUCCCAAAGUGAACCUCAUCAAUCGUUAGACGAGCUAAGGGAAAGUCUGCGAGUAAAACUGGAAGAAAUGAAAGACGAACAAUUGCCUCCGGAUGGUGAGAACGUAAAAAACAGUAAUGAAUGUUCUGAAAAGCCACUGGAGCUUCUGCACCCUGUCUCCUCGAAUGACUCUUCGUCUAAUUCCCAAUCAGAGUUGGAUUCGCCUGAAAAAGAAGACUGGCCAACGCACACCAACCCAACACAACAGCAUAAUCAUGUCCAAAAACCGGCCUUAGAGGAAGAGGAGAACUUAAGUCCCCUUCAAGCACAGACAUCUCCAUUUACCGAACGACCGCAAGUCGGACAAUCAGCAAACAAUGGCACUCAACCUACCUCAACUUACUCGCCAGAGGAUAUACACCAGCAACAAAUUACUCAAGAUAAAAGGACAGGGUUAGCUCAUUCACCUCCCGAAGCGUCGACGGCUGAUCAAAAAAUUAGAAAGACAUCUACAUACAAGAGGAGACCCCAAUCUUCAAGAAUAGAUUGGGGCUAUUCACUUUCUGAUGGAAUGGGAAGAUCAGUUUCUGGUGGUUUGAUAUCAAAUUCGGAACUCGUUCAGGAACUUAUACAACAGGCGCGACAAAGCUCGCUGACAAUAUCCAUUCAUCAACAUAUUCACAAUAAUUUUGGAUCCGGCCAUCAUCCAGGAGAGGUCCCAGGCCUUUCAUUUACUGACGAGCUUCUCGGCGGUAUGCCACCAUAUGGUAUCAGUGAGGCGAGGGCUCAAAAGUCACACAAUACUCGUCCUUUCGAAACUGAUUUUCUGGGCAGAUCGCCUAAUUUUUCAGGUCUUGUGUUUGACCAGGAGUCGGAUCCGUUAGCGACUGGUCAUCCUUCAUCUCAGCAGUAUUCUGUCCUAUCUGCUUACCAUCAGAAGCCUGGGAACGGCAGCUCGAUUGGGUCGCGUUCCACUCCAGGGGCAGAAAUGGAGGAGAUUCCGCCACAUAGACAGUAUCAUUUCAAUUACCUACCGCCCACAAUGAAACCACAUCUGAGUUCGUCUUCACUUGCUAAGAAUCGCGGUAUGGUACGGCCGGCAAGUGAAAGUUCAACUUCUCCACAAUACAGGCACAAGGUUAGAAAAAAGAGAAGAGAGCUGGUUUGGGAUGAAAACACUCCAUUGGAUCGAUAUCGCUCCAGUGGUGCGACACCUAAGGAUGUUGAAGGCGGUACAAACAAUACAGUGUCCGGUACGUUAGAGGAAGAAGAUUUGGAUUUCUGGGAAAGCUUGCGUUCGCUUGCAGCGGUACCCUCUUCGAGCUCACACAAGUCCGGUCAUGAAGGUCCGCUCGAUGAGUACGAUUACCUCUACAACUUUUACGAGGAACAAGCUGAUUCGACACGGGUAAGGAACGAUGGAAAGAGCCCCAAGAUGCCAAAAAUACCAGACACAGCAGUACCGCGAAGCAACUACACCAAUAAUCCUGAGUCGGUACACCGGGGUCUGCCUUUCAACCCUAGCUGA